CCCGGUCCCGGCCCCGGGAGGAGGCGGCGGCGGCGGCGGCGGUCCCCGGUCCCGGAGGCGGAGCCAGCGCCCGGCUCGGCUCCGCGGGCUCCGGAGCCACAUCCUGGGAAGGAGAGAGCGGCACCGGGACCGGGACCGGGGCGGGAGCCGCAUCGCCGUGACCGCCCCUCGCCACCGCCCAGGAUGUGGUGGGACGAACGGGUGUCGGCUCGGUUCCGGAGGAACCUGCAGCCCACCCUUACCUAUUGGAGCGUCUUCUUCAGUUUCGGCCUCUGCAUCGCUUUCCUGGGGCCCACGCUGCUGGACCUGCGCUGCCAGACCCAGAGCUCCCUCUCCCAGAUCACCUGGGUCUUCUUCUCCCAGCAGUUCUGCCUCCUGCUCGGCAGCUGCCUCGGAGGGGUCUUCAAGAGGACGUUGGCUCAGUCCUUGUUUGCACUGUUCGCCUCGUCACUGGCAAUCUCCUUGGUCUUUGCCAUUAUUCCUCUGUGCCACAAUGUGGUGGUCCUGGCUGUGGUCAUGGCUGUGGCAGGACUGGCCAUGGGUUGCAUCGACACCAUCUCCAACAUGCAGCUGGUGAAGAUCUACCAGAAGGACUCGGCCGUCUUCCUGCAGGCCCUUCAUUUCUUCGUGGGCUUUGGAGCGCUGCUAAGCCCACUGAUAGCUGACCCCUUCCUCUCGGACACCAACUGCAUCCUCUCAAACUCCACGGCCAACGCCUCCAGCAACCUCCCUCACAUCCGCAAGUCCCUGGUCCCGCACCAUCCGGGCAACCUGUCUCAUUACGACCUGCCGAUGAAAGGCAUGGUGGUCACGCGCGUCUCCUAUGCCUUCUGGAUCAUGGCCCUCAUCAACCUGCCGGUCCCCAUCGCGGUGUUUUUCUUGCUCUACAAGGAGCGGAUGGUGCCGUGCUUCAACAGCAGCAGCCACCCGCUGCUGUCGGCCGACGAGCUGGCGAUGGAAACGCAGCCCGCAGAGAAGGACGAUCUCCCCGCCGCCGUGCAGAGACCCCACGCAGCAGGAGGUCAUGAUGACUUAUUUAGCUGCUGCCAAAGCAAAAACUUCAGAGGGGCUUCUUACACCUACUUCGCAGUCCACAUCACUGGGGCUCUUGUUCUCUUCAUGACUGAUGGGAUUGUGGGAGAGUACUCGGGCUUCAUUUACAGCUACGCGGUGGAAGAGCCUCUCUCCGUAGUACAUAAAGUGGCCGGUUACCUGCCCAGCCUCUUCUGGGGAUUCAUCACACUGGGCAGGCUCAUCUCCAUCCCUGUGUCCUACCGAAUGAAGCCGGCAACUAUGGUCUUCAUCAACGUGGUCGGAGUCCUGAUAACCUUCCUCCUGCUCCUGAUUUUCUCCUACAGUGUUGUCUUCUUGUUUGUGGGGACAGCAUCUCUGGGCCUGUUUCUCAGCAGCACUUUCCCCAGCAUGCUUGCCUAUACUGAGGACAUCCUGCAGUACAAAGGCUGUGCCACAACCGUGUUGGUGACCGGAGCUGGAAUUGGAGAGAUGGUACUACAGUUACUGGUGGGAUCGAUUAUACAUGAUCAGGGCAGCUACAGUUUCCUGGUCUGUGGGAUGAUCUUUGGAGGCUUGGCCUUUACCUUCUACGCUUUCCUCUUGUUUUUCCACAGGAUGUACCCCAAGCCCUCAUCAGAUAUGGAUGAUGCCUCGCCUGACAAACCAGCAGUAAUGGAUGACACUGGACAGUAUCAGCGCUAAAGAAGUGGCCAAGGCCUAGACAAGCAAUAAAACAACACACAAUUAAGCAUUACUGUUAAGGAUGAUUUCACAUUUAAUGACUGAAUCAUGCAAGUUUUCUGCAAUCAAAAGCACAUUAGAUUGGGUAAGUCAGAAUCAAGAAAACAUCCUAAAACACUGCAUCAAGCUAAGCACAAGUUGCCCAUGUCACAUGUACCAAAAAUAAGACUGUCAGCAUCAGACUGACCCUAUGUUUGAAAGGCUAUGGUAUAUGGCAGGGAUGAUGGGAGAAAUUACUCCUGCAAACAAACUUUCUUACCAAUUCAGGAUGGAGGGUGGGAAAGAGGAGGUUCUCUCUGUUCCAUACAUAAGAGUGAAUAUCUUCUGGCUUAGUCAUUGAACUUAACAGAUUUUUCUUUUGGCCUGUAACAUACAGAAGCCCCUACAAUUUACAGCACAAUACUGGAUUUGAGUUCAUUUUUGUGCAACACCGACUCAAGUAUAUGUCACUUCCGUGUAUACUUCCAAAGGGGAAAAAUUACACAAGUGGUAGAACCCACCAAGUGCACAGCAGUAGCGGGACCUAUCUGUAUUUGCACAGCUGAUUCUUGUACAUUACACAGUAUCAGACAUGUUCACUAAGACAGUGUCUUAUUCAGCAUGCUAGGGCCUCUUGAUUAUUAAGAUCAUUAGCUUUUUUUUUUUUUUUUUUUUUUUUUUUUGAGUCAAGAAUGAUGGUUUGUUUUGCUUUAAGUCACUAGUUUAGCUGCUACAGUUGCAGUGUCUUUUAGGGUGGUUUUAUUUCUAGCUUCCAGUUGAAGCUUAAACAGAGGUAUUUGGGAGCCAGCCUCCAGCUGCUUAAUCUGUGCAAUACUUACUUAUUAUAAUAACAGGUGCCUUCUGUAAGGUACUCUCAUAACCCACGCAUGACCUAUUACAAGCUACGAAGAAAGGACUGGCUUUAGAAGAGUGUAAAGCUACAUACAUCUAUUUCUUCAGUGAGUGAUUGGACAUGUACUUUUUGCUUUAACUGCUGUAUGUGGAUGUACAUAUGUACGUGUGUAUAUAAAGCAGUGUUUAAUUAAAGGUGAUCGAUUGCUAGAUUCUCA
Molecule: messenger RNA, 2804 nt
Organism: Aquila chrysaetos chrysaetos
Lineage: Eukaryota; Metazoa; Chordata; Aves; Accipitriformes; Accipitridae
Gene: SLC60A1
Product: major facilitator superfamily domain containing 4A
Exons: 10
Coding region: 184-1716 (510 amino acids)
Source: RefSeq, a predicted model, not a curated record